CUAAUUUUGCGGGAAAUUUGAGAAAUGCUAGAGUUACUUCCCUUAUUGAUGGACAGCACCUGGCAGGCUGGUGUAAAAUUUAUGUUGACAGUGGACAAUGAGAAAAACAAAAAUGAAAUGACGCAUGUGACAAGUUGAGAUGUUCAUCACUAGAUAUUCAAGGGCUGUUCACUAAACCUAAUAAAAAAUGGGUGUGACUCAGUUAUGGCAGAUACUUGCCCCAGUGGAGCAGCACAGGGCACUGUCCUCACUGUCUGGCCAAACUCUUGCUGUAGACCUGUCAAUUUGGGUCUGUGAAAAUCAGUGUGUUAAACAGAUGCAAGGAGUUGUAUCAAAACCUUAUUUAAGGAAUUUGUUUUUCCGCAUUUCUCAUCUUACACAGCUUGGUGUAAAGCUGGUAUUUGUUAUAGAGGGUGCGGCACCGGAAUUAAAAUGGGAUACAAUGAUAAAGAGACAACAGUCAAGGUUUCCAGGCCGACAAGGGAAACAAGCGCCACAAAGACCUGCCGGAAAACAGACUAGAAGGAAUUUCAACUCUUGGUUGAAAGAGUGCUGCGAGUUACUAGAAAUUUUAGGGAUUCCAUACAUUCAGAGUAAAGGGGAGGCUGAAGCCUUGUGUGCUCUGUUGAAUGCUAAUGGGUUGGUAGAUGGUUGUCUUACCAAUGAUGGAGAUGCAUUUUUGUAUGGUGCCACUACUGUAUAUAGAAACUUCACCAUGAACUCUAAGGACCCACAUGUAGAGAUGUACAGACUCAGUGACAUUCAAUCAAAGCUUGGUAUAGAUAGGGGCGGCCUUGUGGCUCUAGGUCUUCUGAUUGGCUGUGAUUUUGUACCAAAAGGUGUGCCUGGUAUUGGUAUAGCCAAUGCUGUCCGCUUGCUGCAGUCUCUACAAGGUCAGGAUGUUCUUAUCAGGUUACAGUCUUGGAGUACCAUGUCAGAGAAAGAAUGUGUUGAUCAGACGGAAAUUCUAGCUCGCAGAAAGGCUAUCCAAGUACCCGAUUUUCCACAGAUAAAGGUAAUAGAUGAAUUCUUAUGUGCCAAGGAUAGGUGCCCGUCAAGACUUCCGGAAUGGAAACGUCCAGUCCCAGCAAAACUACAGGAGUUUUCUCAGAUCAAACUUGAAUGGCCAUUGGAGUAUACAAUAGAAAAGGUGUUACCAUUGAUUACUUUGUGGGACAUGCAAGAUCUGUCCCAGUCUAAAAACCCUUCAGUUCAUCAACACCUGAAACCACACAGGAUUGUGAAAACAAGAAUUAGGCAAGGUGAACCCUGCUAUGAAGUUGAAUGGAUUAAACCAGUAACUGACACAGUGACCGAGGGCUCGUAUUAUGUUACCAUAGAGUCCCAAGAGUUAUUUACCAAAUGCUAUCCUACAGUGGUUAAAGCUUUUAUAACACAAUCCACAGAAUCAAAGAAAAAGCCAAAAGCAAAGAAAAAGAAGAAGAAGGAAGAGUCUGUACAGCCUCCAUCCCUUGACAAUCUGUCAUUCCAGUUUGAAAAGGUCAAUCUUGGACAGGUGACCUCCGUUAAAGACCUGCACCCGUCGUUUUCCGAGUAUGAUGAGACGACCCUCACCACAAAAGCCAAGCAGCCGAGGCACUUAACCCUUAGUCCUAAUGGUAAAAAAACUGUUAACAAAGGUGAAAGUUCAGAGAAUAGAAAACCAGUCAGUGUCCCAUUCUCAAUGUCUGAUGAAACAGUGGCACAUUCUGAAAAAGACCUUGAAAACAGUUCCUUUGUGCCUCUAAGUCAAAGAGUGAAGUUAAGAAUGCAAAAUAAGCAUGGUAGUAAUAAAGAAAAUGAAGAUAAGAAGGAAAAGAUUGUAAAAAGUGUUAUAAAUGAUGAGAAAUUCUCUAUAAUGAAGAGCCCCGGUGCAGACUUGAGUAACAUGAGUUCUUUGUUAGAAGAUAUUCAGAAUUUAUCUUUGAAAGAAGCAGAUAAAUUUAGACACAAGAUGAAAGAAAAACCAGGUUUAGGCUCAUACAACAACCCCUAUGAGCAUCUCUUCAAGGAAAAUGAGCACAAUGAAAGAUUUUCAGAAAAUGUCAAGUCCAUCCACUGA
Molecule: messenger RNA, 2062 nt
Organism: Ruditapes philippinarum (Manila clam)
Lineage: Eukaryota; Metazoa; Mollusca; Bivalvia; Venerida; Veneridae
Product: flap endonuclease GEN homolog 1-like
Exons: 13
Coding region: 188-2062 (624 amino acids)
Molecular function (GO): 5'-flap endonuclease activity; four-way junction DNA binding
Source: RefSeq, a predicted model, not a curated record